AGGCAAGCGGGCGGCUGGGGGAUGGUACACGCUCCAGCCUCGGGGGCGAGGGACAGCGCUUCAUGGGCGUCGUGACCGCGGGCAGGCUUUGGCGAUCGGGGGUGGCGAGCACGCCCAGGGGGGCCCGCGCCGACGGGUGUUUGUGCUUCUCUGACUCUCUCUCUCCGCCUCCGUGUCUCCUGCCCGCCCCGCCAGGACCUCUCCUCUUCGGGCGGCAGCACAGUUGCCUCGGGGCGGGUGGCGGCAGAGGUGCUGGUGGGACAUUCUUAACCGUUCAGCCCUCCGGGAACAUGGCGACCGGCGGCUACCGCAGCGCCGGUGGCAGCACCACGGACUUUCUGGAAGAGUGGAAAGCCAAGCGGGAGAAGAUGCGGGCGAAGCAGGCGCCGGCAGCCCCUGCGGGGGUGGCCGCUGCAGGAGAGCCCAGGCCGGCGGGGGGCUCCUCCUCAGCCGAGCUGAACAACAACCUACCCCCCGGCGGCCCCGCUGCCCCGUCCGACCGUGCGGCGCCCCCCGGCGGCGGGGCCGUCAACUGCGUCAGCCUCUCCAGCGCCGCCUUGGGCCGGGCCGCCCCCGCCAAGGAGCCACAGUCGGCCCUGGGCGGAGGUCGGGGGGCAGAGCCUGCCGCCAAGCCCCCUCCUGCCGCGGCGCCUGGUUCGCCCGAGGGUGAAGAGAAGCUGACCGCCAAAGGAAAAAACUCGGGUCCCAGUGCCAGGAAGGGGAAAGGGCAGAUCGAGAAGAGGAAGCUGAGGGAGAAAAGGAGGUCCACAGGUGUGGUGAACAUCCCGGCUGCCGAGAGCCUUGAUGAGUAUGAAGAUGAUGAAGCAGGGCAGAAGGAGCGGAAGAAGGAGGAUGCUAUCACCCAACAGAAUACAAUACAAAAUGAGAGUUCUUGUGCAGAUACCUCUGGCUCAUACUUGUUACAGGACUCCUCAAGGAUGGUUCCAAGCAGGUAUAAAAGCACAGCUAAUGCCCCGGAAGAUGAUGCUCCAAACAGAUACUCCAGAACAGACAGGCCAGCUUACAGCAGGUACAGCAGGGAUGCAAAUUCUUCUGGCAGUUCCAUACCAAGUAACACUUUGGAAAAGAGGAUUGAAGAACUUGAAAGGGAACUUGUAAAGGAGAGACAGGAAAAUGCAAGAUUAGUGAAGGUGGCAGAGGACAAAGAGGAAUUAAUUGGAAAGCUGAAGGAAGAAAUUGAUUUAUUGAACAGAGACCUAGAUGAUAUAGAAGAUGAAAAUGAGCAGUUGAAGCAAGAAAACAAAACCCUCUUAAAAGUUGUUGGACAGCUGACAAGGUAGAAGAUUGAAGCCUCAAUGAGGAAGGAGUUUAAAAACUACUGAUUGAACGUUAAGGUCAAUAUAGUAAUAUUUCCUGUGUUGCAGUAUGUUAUAAUAACUGUCUUUAUAUUUAUUGUUAGGAAACCAGAGGAAUGUUUAUUUUCAUAGUAGUUUCUGCUUAAUUUGAUGAAAUGGCAUCAAAUUUGGAGUAUAUUUUUAGCUUUCACCUAUGGAUAAUAAUAAAAAGAAAAAGUUUAAAUGUAUUUUGAAAUACAAAGUUCAAAGCUACUUGGAUCUUCUUGUUUUAUAACCUUCAGAUUCCAUCUGGAUCAAUGGCAGUAAUUUCAAAUCCACAGGAGAGAGAGUGGGUGUACAUUUUUCAAAUGAGUGGGAGCAAUACAUGCAAGCUUUGUUUACACUGAUCCAAAAUAGGUAUUUUGGAAAACGUUGCCUUCUUUUUGUUUAAACAGCUGUAAAGUGGAUGCCUUAUUACUUACUUACGGCAAUUUACAGAUUGGAUCUGAAACUUUUGUAUCUUGAGGCUUUUUACUAUACUUGAAAGAUUUGCAAUAGUAUAGAGUAGCAACUGUUUUCUUCUGUCUAACAGGGUUUUGGCAGAUAGGAGAGGUUUUAUUACAAAACCCCCAACAAACCAACCCACCAAAACCCCAGUAAACCACCUGCGGCAUCGGCAGUAGUGAGUCGCUAGAAUCGUACUGAAGUUGCACACUGCAGUUUUGCUGUAAAGCUUCUGCUCUGGCAAGGAAAUUAUCCACGUUUGCUACCAGUAAGUUUGUUUGCUUGUUGAGAAUUCAAACAUACAACAGUGUUCUGGCAGAAAGGGGAGGUUUUGUUACAAAAAUCCCAACAAACCAACCCACCAAAACCCAGUAAAUCACCUGCAGCAUCAGCAUUAAUGAGUCGCUAGAAUCGUACUGAAGUUGCACACUGCAGUUUUGCUUUAAAGCUUCUGCUCUGGCAAGGAAAUUAUCCACGUUUGCUACCAGUAAGUUCAUUUGCUGUGUUGAGAAUUCAAGCAUAUAACAGCAUUCUGACAGAAAGGGGAGGUUUUGUUACAAAAACCCCAACAAGCAACCCACCAAAACCCCAGUAAACCACCUGCGGCAUCAGCAGUAAUGAGUCUCUAGAAUCAUACCGAAGUUGCACACUGCAGUUUUGCUUUAAAGCUUCUGCUCUGGCAAGGAAAUUAUCCACCUUUGCUACCAGUAAGUUUGUUUGCUGUGUUGAGAAUUCAAACGAAGCCUGAAACUUUCUUUUUAGCAAAGACACUUUUGCAAUGCUCUUCUUAAUGCUGUUCUUUUAAUUUGUAGUGAUCAUAACCAAUAGAAGUUUUUUGAUGUGUCAUUUUAUGAAGUUGGAUGGAAAUGUUUGUACAUAAAGCAGAGAAAAGCAAUUCCUGCCCUUUUGAAACAUCAAAUGGUUUAAUAAAAGAACCUUUUAUCCUUUGUUUUAAACUAGCAAUGUGUCUAAACAAUGGCUCAAACAAUGGCUCUUUGGGUGUUAAAAUCCACUGAAGUCUUCCUGCUGGGUCUUCUUCAACAUGAUGGUAGACAGAAUCUUCCUUUGACAUUAACCCCAGAGCUCAGUUAACAAUUCUCUCAUAGUUGUUGUUUGGAUGACAUUUGAUGUGUGUCAUUUCAUCUGUACCUUUUUCAUUCCUGAUCAGAAGAAAAGGGUGUGUCAUUUGAGCCAGGACACCAGAAAUCAAAACAGUUCAAAGAGUCCAGGCUUUUUUUCUUGACAGUUUUGAAGUUUGGUAUAAGAAGAUUUGCAUGCAUGUAGUUCUUGUUACCUUAAGACUUAAAGACAACCUAAAUCUACAGUAAUGGUCACCUAUUGAGAUUUGCCAGUGGUUUUCAUCAUGUGUAUUGGAUGACUCUGAGAGUUUCCUGAGUUUCACAUCCAGGUGUUGCUUGUUACACCUUGGAUUGUUUUGGGUGUAGGAUAGGUUGGUUUGCAUUUGUGUAUUCUAAUGAGGAGGAACUUUUCAAAGUUUUAAAGUAUUUUUCAAGACACACUCCAGGAUGCCUCAAUGUUUUCCUUCACAGUGGAUGAGAUCUUAGGGGACACCAUUUGAAACUUUCACCAUGGGAUUUAAAUGGUAGGGGGGCCCCUCUGGACUGCAAUAUACACCAAUCACCAACGUUGCUUUUAAUACUGUUCAAGCAGUAAGAAGUCCCUUAUUUUAUCAGUUUCAUUAACAGUUUAAUAAAAAUACCACUUGAGAUGUAUGCCUUCUGAAUAAAUAUGAAACUGUCUGGAAGAA
Molecule: messenger RNA, 3567 nt
Organism: Pogoniulus pusillus (Red-fronted tinkerbird)
Lineage: Eukaryota; Metazoa; Chordata; Aves; Piciformes; Lybiidae
Gene: PAWR
Product: pro-apoptotic WT1 regulator
Exons: 7
Coding region: 63-1301 (412 amino acids)
Biological process (GO): positive regulation of apoptotic process; apoptotic process
Cellular component (GO): cytoplasm
Source: RefSeq, a predicted model, not a curated record